Molecule: messenger RNA, 1080 nt
Organism: Rotaria socialis
Lineage: Eukaryota; Metazoa; Rotifera; Eurotatoria; Philodinida; Philodinidae
Source: the annotation of a GenBank genome assembly
AUGGCAAACGAACAACAUGCCGAUGUGGAAUUUAGAAAACUGCAUAUCAUUCAAUACCAGUGGGCAUGGAAAGCUAAUCCGGAACUGUUGCUGGCAACUUCAGACAAUAAUGAAUGGACUUCGUAUUCUGACAUCGACAACGAAAUAAUCGAAGAAGCCUAUCACGCUAAGGAAAAAUGCGCCAUAUUAGAUGAUUGCUACAUCGAUUUUGAAAAACAAAUAGCUGUUUAUUAUAAUUCAGAAGAUUGCUCUCAGCCUGUGAGACGAACAGAACACACUGAGAAAAAUUUUACAUUUAGAGAGGAUCGAUUUAUGCCAAAUCCUACAGUACCUCACAACAGUUUCGUCGAAGUGACUGACUUUCGUGAGCCAAUUUUUCUAAAGAAUCUAGUUGAUGUAAGUAAGUUGGGUCGUGAAGAGAUUAAUCAGAAGGUGUGCGAGUUAGUAGAACCAGCGAUAGCAGGUAUUUUAAAGGAAGGUGAGCUAUCAGGUAAAACAAAACAAGCAAAAUGGAUUAGCGCACAAUUACGAAACGUUAAGGAUAAGAGCCCGAAAGAAAUCGGUGAAUGUUGCAUUAAUCUUUAUACCAGAGAAUGUUUUCUAUAUCGAGUACUAAACCAAACGAUGCGUCUUUGUGGGGAAAGAGGUCAGGAGCAUGCUUGGUUCAGUAAAGUAGAUACGUUAGGCCCAUUUGCCGCAAUUCUCUUUCAUCACAUUAUAAGUGAAGGUCGAUGUACUGAUAUCGCUUAUCGUGGAGCACUCUUGAGUGAAGCAAACAUUCAAGAGUUUAGAGAUCUUGCCUCUAAUGGAAAAUGGAAAACUCGGUCAUUCCAAUCAUUUGUAUCAUGUAGUCGAAAUCCAGCCAUAGCUAAUCUUUACGGAAAUGUUCUUUUCGAAAUACGAGUUUCUCGAACUUUUCGUACCAUGAAUAUCUCACCACUAUCUCGCUUUCCAGAUGAAGAAGAGCUCCUACUUCCAGCAGGAGUAUCCUUCGGCGUCGAGAGUGUUCAGUAUAAACCUGCGAUAGGCAAACAUGUAAUAAAACUAUGGAUACCAAUUUUCAACCCUCGCGAUGAUUGA